AUGGGACAUUACGUCACGCUUGCCACAUGCAACCUAAACCAAUGGGCUUUGGACUUUGAAGGAAACAGAGACAGGAUAGUUGCCAGUAUAGUUGAGGCUAAAAAGCAAGGAGCAAAACUCAGAGUUGGGCCGGAAUUGGAAAUUUGCGGUUAUGGUUGUUUAGAUCACUUUGACGAGAACGACUUAUAUGAGCAUAGCUGGGAGGUAUACGCUGAGAUUAUUUCAAAUCCAGAGACAUAUGGGAUCUUACUAGACAUUGGGAUCCCCGUUAUCCACAAGUCUAUAAAGUACAAUUGCCGUAUCAUCUCCUACAAUGGCAAAAUACUAUUGAUCAGACCAAAGGUAUUCCUCGCAAACAAUGGUAACUACAGGGAGAUGAGAUACUUUACCCCUUGGAAUAGACCAAAAUACUACGAGGAUCACUACCUUCCCCGCAACAUCAUGAAGGUGACUGGCCAAUCAAAGGUGACGUUUGGUGAUUGUGUGAUUGAAACCAUGGACACUAAGCUCGGGUGCGAGACCUGUGAAGAACUUUUCACGCCGGACUCGCCGCACAUUGCCAUGAGCUUGGAUGGUGUCGAGAUAUUUACAAAUUCUAGUGGAUCGCAUCAUGAGUUGAGAAAAUUGGAUACAAGAUUGCAUUUAAUCACCAACGCAACGAAAAAGUGUGGUGGUGUCUACUUGUAUGCAAAUCAAAGGGGGUGUGAUGGAGAUAGGUUGUAUUACGACGGAUGUGCCUGUAUUGUGGUAAAUGGCCAGUUGCUAGCCCAAGCCUCCCAAUUUUCGUUAAACGAUGUCGAGGUCGUCAGUGCGACUAUAGAUCUUGAUGAUGUCCGGUCAUACAGAAACCAAAAGUCAGCAGGUAUGCAAGCAGUGGGCCAGGAGAAACCCUACAAGGCCAUUUAUGCGGACCUCGAGCUUUCCCCCAGCGAAAAUGUAUACGACCCAAAUGUGUCACCCACUGGUCCACAAAAAAUAAAAUACCACUCUCCCGAGGAGGAAAUUGCUUAUGGACCCGCUUGCUGGCUUUGGGACUAUUUGAGGAGGUCAAAGUGUGGUGGCUAUUUCCUUCCCUUGAGUGGGGGUAUUGAUUCUUGCGCGACUGCAGUGAUUGUCCACCUGAUGUGCAGAUUGGUUGUGGCAUCUAAAGAUGAGCAAGUCUUAGCUGAUGUUAGAAGUCUCACUCGCGAUUCCAGCUUUACUCCCAAAACCCCACAAGAGGUGGCAAAGAAAAUAUUUUGCACGUCGUUUAUGGGAACCGAAAACUCAUCCACAGAGACCAGAACUAGAGCAAAAGUCUUGGCCGAAAAAAUAGGAUCCUACCAUGUAGACUUGAAUAUGGACAAUCUUGUCGCCGCUGUUGUUUCCUUGUUUGAGGUUGCCACAGGCAAGAAACCAAUGUUUAAGAUAUUUGGAGGGUCGCAAACAGAAAACUUGGCUUUGCAAAACAUACAAGCGAGGUUGCGCAGUGCUAAUGUCGAUGAGUGUCUUCGUGGGUACUUGACCAAGUACGACUGCUCGUCUGCCGAUGUCAACCCCAUCGGAGGAAUUUCCAAAACGGAUUUGAAAAGGUUUAUUGCUUGGGCAGAAAAGGAAUUUGAGUUGCCUAUAUUACACGACUUUAUAACUGCUACGCCAACUGCUGAACUCGAGCCCAUCACAAAAGACUAUGUCCAGAGCGAUGAAGUAGACAUGGGAAUGACUUAUGACGAGUUGUCACGUUUUGGUACGUUGAGAAAAGUGGACAAGUGCGGCCCAUUAGCAAUGUUUGUCAAGUUGUACCAUGAAUGGUCUCAACCACCAUAUAAUUUAACGGCUGAGCAGGUGGCAGAGAAGGUAAAGAGAUUUUGGUUCUUUUAUGCAGUCAACAGGCACAAAAUGACGACCAUGACACCUGCAUAUCAUGCCGAGCAGUACUCUCCUGAUGACAAUAGGUUUGAUUUGAGGCCUUUCCUAAUUAACCCAAGAUUUCCCUACGCAAGUAAAAAGAUUGAUGAAGUUGUGGAACAAAUCAAUGAGAGACGCGAAGAAAUCAGACGCAACAACGUUAGCGUAGAUUGA
Lodderomyces margitis is the source of this 2061-nucleotide messenger RNA. RefSeq names its product glutamine-dependent NAD(+) synthetase. The coding region runs from base 1 to 2061 and encodes 686 amino acids. Gene Ontology annotation, biological process: NAD+ biosynthetic process. The record is from RefSeq and is a predicted model, not a curated record. Gene Ontology annotation, cellular component: cytoplasm. Gene Ontology annotation, molecular function: glutaminase activity; ATP binding; NAD+ synthase (glutamine-hydrolyzing) activity. Lineage: Eukaryota; Fungi; Ascomycota; Pichiomycetes; Serinales; Debaryomycetaceae. The transcript has 2 exons.